Messenger RNA from Poecilia reticulata (guppy), 1378 nucleotides. The record is from RefSeq and is a predicted model, not a curated record. Lineage: Eukaryota; Metazoa; Chordata; Actinopteri; Cyprinodontiformes; Poeciliidae.
AUGCCUUUCGGAAACACCCACAACAAGUUCAAGAUGAGCUACGCGGCGGAGCAGGAGUUCCCCGACCUGAGCCAGCACAACAACCACAUGGCCAAGAUCCUGACGCCGGACAUGUACGCCCAGCUGCGCGACAAGGAGACGCCCAGCGGCUUCACCCUGGACGACGCCAUCCAGACCGGCGUCGACAACCCAGGUCACCCCUUCAUCAUGACGGUGGGCUGCGUGGCCGGAGACGAGGAGACGUACGACGUGUUCAAGGACCUGAUGGACCCCGUGAUCGAGGACCGCCACGGAGGGUACAAACCGUCUGACAAGCACAAGACGGACCUGAACGCAGAGAACCUGCAGGGCGGAGACGACCUGGACCCAAACUACGUGUUGAGCUCUCGGGUUCGGACCGGAAGGAGCAUCCGUGGUUUCUGCCUGCCGCCGCACUGCAGCCGCGGCGAGCGCCGCGCCAUCGAGCAGCUCUCCAUCGAAGCUCUGGACUCUCUGGAAGGAGACCUGAAGGGGAAAUACUACGCCCUGAAGAACAUGACUGAGGAGGAGCAACAGCAGCUGAUCGAUGACCACUUCCUGUUUGACAAGCCCGUUUCUCCUCUGCUGCUGGCGUCUGGGAUGGCGCGCGACUGGCCCGACGCACGCGGCAUCUGGCACAACGACAACAAGACCUUCCUGGUGUGGGUGAACGAGGAGGAUCACCUGCGUGUCAUCAGCAUGCAGAAGGGGGGCAACAUGCGCGAGGUUUUCACACGCUUCUGCACCGGGCUCACCAAAAUCGAAGACUUGUUUAAGAACCGAGGACACGAGUUCAUGUGGAACGAGCACCUGGGCUACGUCCUCACCUGCCCGUCCAACCUGGGGACGGGGCUGCGGGCCGGCGUUCACGUCAAGCUGCCAAACGUCAGCAAGCACGAGAAGUUCGGAGAAAUCCUGAAGAGGCUGCGGCUGCAGAAGCGAGGAACAGGCGGCGUGGACACCGCGGCGGUGGGCGGAGUCUUCGACAUCUCCAACGCGGACCGCCUGGGCUUCUCGGAGGUGGAGCUGGUCCAGAUGGUGGUGGACGGCGUCAGCCUGCUGGUCAACAUGGAGAAGCGCCUGGAGGCCGGCGAGGCCAUCGGCGACUUGAUGCCAGAACAGAAGUGAACUGUCUUCACUGUAACCCGACACCUCCUCCCUCCUCUUCCUCACUGCCCCCCAGCUCACCCCCGUCCUCCUCUUCCUCACUGUAACCAGUCCGUCCUGACGCUGCGGGACGCGUAGAGCCGCUCGGUUAGACUGCCGUCUUCCAACAUGUGAAGGAUUUUCUAUUUCCUGAUCUGCACCUGUUGGAUCCACCUAACAUCUGAAAUAUCUAAUAAAGUCUCUGUGGCCCAGA